Messenger RNA from Hyaena hyaena (striped hyena), 3446 nucleotides. RefSeq names its product ribosomal RNA processing 8 (gene RRP8). Gene Ontology annotation, molecular function: methyltransferase activity. The transcript is spliced from 7 exons. Gene Ontology annotation, cellular component: rDNA heterochromatin; chromatin silencing complex; nucleolus. Bases 153 to 1526 code for a protein of 457 amino acids. Gene Ontology annotation, biological process: rDNA heterochromatin formation; cellular response to glucose starvation; regulation of transcription by glucose. NCBI's taxonomy places the organism in Eukaryota, Metazoa, Chordata, Mammalia, Carnivora, Hyaenidae. The record is from RefSeq and is a predicted model, not a curated record.
UUUUCGGCACCGCGUCGGGCGCUCUAGCCACCGAGACUUUCACUCUUUAGUUUCCGGCUCAGUUCCGGAGGUUCCGCGCGGUAGGUUUACUGUAGACCAGCGCUGCACGUGGAGAGGUGUUUGGAUCCCGCGACUUCGCGCGCCAGACCCGCAUGUUCGAAGAGCCGGAGUGGGCCGAGGAGGCCCCAGUAGCCACGGGCCUCGGGCUUGUGGCCGCACGGCCUCGGCUUGUCUCAGCCUCACAAAUCAAGGGCUCCAAGCACCAUCAGCUCUUGGCCACAUUACGGGCCCUGGAGGCAGCAUCUCUUCCCCAGCAGCCCCCUAGCCUGCCUGACAGUGACUCUGAGGAGGAGGUAGUGGAAAGGAAGAAGAAACGCCCCAAAAAGGCCUCAUUUUCCAGUGUUUCUAAUGAAGUAGGAAAGAAGAGGAAGAAGAAAUGUCAAAAACAGGGCUCACCUAGCAGUGACUCUGAAGAAAACGAAGUAGAAAGGAAGAAAAAGUGCCUCGAAGGGAUUUUCAAUGCCAGUGUCUCUGCUGAAAAAGAGAAAAGGAAGAGGAAAUGCCAGAAACAGGUCCACCCCAACCCUGCCCAGCACCUGGACAAUGAUGACCAAACAGGUCCCAAAGCUUGGAAGAGUAGUGCUACAAAUGACCUAUCCAAGCCAAGUGCUGGGACCACUUCUGCCGACCCCCCCCAUACCUUGAGUCGCAAACAGUGGCGGAACCGGCAAAAGAACAAACGUAGACAUAAGAACAAGUUUCGGCCACCUCAGCCACCAGACCAGGCUCCAGGCACAGCCCCCACAGAGGUGACAGAGGUGCCUCCUGACCCCAGUCUGCACAGCCAUGAGGAUCGGGCCAGGGCUCUGCGAGCCCGCAUGGCACAACGGCUGGAUGGUGCCCGAUUUCGUUACCUCAACGAACAGCUAUACUCAGGGCCUAGCAGUGCUGCACAACGUCUCUUCCGGGAAGACCCCGAGGCCUUUCUCCUCUACCAUCGUGGCUUCCAGAGCCAAGUUAAGAAGUGGCCACUGCAGCCAGUGGACCGCAUCGCCAGGGAUCUUCGCCAGCGGCCUGCGUCCCUGGUGGUAGCUGACUUCGGCUGCGGGGACUGCCGCCUGGCUUCAAGUAUUCGGAACCCUGUCCACUGCUUUGACUUGGCCUCUCUGGACCCCAGGGUCACUGUGUGUGACAUGGCCCAGGUGCCUCUGGAGGAUGAGUCUGUGGAUGUGGCUGUGUUUUGCCUUUCACUGAUGGGAACCAACAUCAGGGAUUUCCUAGAGGAGGCAAAUCGAGUGCUGAAGCCAGGGGGUCUCUUGAAAGUGGCUGAAGUCAGUAGCCGUUUUGAAGAUGUUCGGACUUUUCUGGGGGCUGUGACCAAACUAGGCUUCAAAGUCAUUUCCAAGGACCUUACCAACAGCCACUUCUUCCUGUUUGACUUUGAAAAGACCGGGCCUCCUCGGGUAGGGCCCAAGGCUCAACUCACAGGCCUGAAGCUUCAGCCAUGUCUCUACAAGCGCAGGUGACCUCUGGGGCCCCCUUGAAAGGGGAGGCAAGUCUCGAGCUCCAGGCUCAGAACUCUGAAGACUGUAUCCAGCCAGGCUCUCUCUGACCCAGGAAUGAGUCCAUCCCUUCCUCCAUCCAAAGAACAAAGUGUGAUAACCCCCUGGUUCAGCCUUGCUCUAAUAAAGGCUUCUUGGUUCCAAGAAUCAUAAAGUCACUUGGGCUAGCUAAUAAAUAAGGAGUUUAUUGUGACAAGAGUGUUUGGGAAUUAGGGAUCCUCUAAAUGUCAUAGGAACUAGGUGGUUUGGAAUCCAAGGCAUCUCUGGGUUUGGUUCCUCUUUCCAUCUUUCAGGAGCCACGUGGACUUUCUGUCCUGGCAUCUCUACUCUUUUCUGAUUUUCCAUCUGCUGAGGAAGUCUACAGCCAGAGCUGGGUACAUAGGAGGUACUCAAUAAACUGUAGGUAUGACAGUUACCUUACAUAGUAAGUAAGCCUUACUAUUUUCUGAAGACCUUCCCUAGGUAGGGUUGGAGGUUGAAAAGAAUGGAUUUGUUGACGGAGAAAGACUCUGGGAGAGCUCAGGAUAGGGCUUUCAAUAGGCUUUACUUCAUAGAGUCUUUAGAGAUUAUUGGUAAGAUUCUGAUCUGUCCUUGGAGGGGGAUGGUGAGGAACCUGGAUCUCUUCAUAAAUAACAACUGGUUGAUGCCAUAGUAGGGUGGGAGUUUGGGCUGUCCCUUGGCAGAAGGGUCUCUUUUUUGUUUUUGCCUUGCAGUAGGCCCAGAUCAGCAUGUCCUGGGAUGGCUAUGGGCAAAGAAGGCUGGUGCUGGAAAAAGAUGAACUGGGAUGGUAGACCCUUGGCUUCUCCCAGAGGGCAUCUGCUGUGGAUCCAGACAUAAAGAUACAUCCUCUUUACCUGUUUCAAUGAGCAAACACUGAGCGUGCCCAAUGGGACACAGCUUCCAUUGCUCUGAGCCAGUCGGUACCUCCACUAGGAGAUGGAGGCUCUGAGGUAGGCCGUCGGCCAGAAGACAUGUUUGGAGGCUAGGCUGUGAACCAUUCAACAUACUGUACUGUGUCUUCCCACAUGCUUUUCUCUCUGCCAAAUACUCAUCUGACUGGCAGAGUCGUAUUCAUUCUUCCAAAUAGCCUUGCUGUGCCCUACUCCACCCUUUCCAAAGCAGAAUUAAUUUCUUCAUCUGUACUCUCUAAACUGGAUUGUAAUGGCUUUGUGCAUUAGGUUGUAGUCUUCUUGAGUCAUAUUUAUUUUUGUAUUCCCAGAGCUUGUUGCUGAGGUGGUGAUAAGGCAUAAUAGGGUCCAUUUGAGUGGAACUGAGGAGAGCAGGAUGUUGCAGGAACUCAAGUUCAGGGCACAGGAUGUGGGCACUGAGGACUAGGGACAAUGGAAGUAGUAGGCAGAUGGGAGAACUUGAGCAGGUAGAACCGGGGCGGGCAGCGGGGGGGAGUGUUGAGGGUUGGUGACAGAGAGGAAUCUGAACUGAGCCUCUGGUUUCUUGCUUGAACAACUAUUUGAGCUGGUGCUGCCAUUCAAAGUGUUGGGUUUCAGGUACCUGCUAGGUGUUCAUUUGGAAGAGGGAUGUAAAAGUGCCAGGAGAGAGCUGGCUAGCAUUUGGGAAUCAGCAGUCAUCAGGUGGUAAUUCAAGUCAUAAGAAUAGGUGAGAUAUCCAGAGUAAGGUAGUGAGAAGAGAAGAUGGCUCAGAAUAAAAUGGAGGAACAUUUAACAGAUGGGCAAAGGCAAACGGACCAUUAAAGGUGACAAGAUGAGAAAGUUAGGCCAGAAAUGGAGGAGUAAAACCAGAAGUGGAUGCUUUCAAUAUGAAAGGAAGGGAUAGGGAGGUUGUCAGCUGUCAAAUGCUCUUGCAAGAUGUGUUAAAAUCAGUGGCCUGGGUGGCUCUGUCAGUUAAGUGUCUGACUCUUGGUAUCGG